AAUAGUGUUCCGUUUUUUAAGUUAGUAAUCGCACAACUUCCGUGUGUCCUUGCAAUUAUACCCAAGUGCCCCUAGAUCCCUACCAAUUGCGGCGAUCCCGACGGCGUGCAACUCCCUGGCAGCCAACACGGAAAACUUCAAAAAUGAGUGUUAGGGCUGGCCCACAGCCAGAGACGCUGUUUCACUCGUGCAUCCGGUUCGUAGCAAAAAAUCUACAGCUGUACAAAAAUAUCGAAUAUCUCGAGUUGCUGCCGGCACUGGUAAAAAAUGCCAUCUUUCUGAACGUUGUGCGCGUUCAUAAAGGCUUCCACGAUGAGGAACUGCCCCGGCUGCUGCUGAACUCGUCUCUCACCAGAAUAAACCUGUCAACAUCGACGAUCACCGACGGUAUCUUGACGCUGAUGGCCGAAAAGUGUCCUCACCUGCGUAGCCUUACCCUAACCGAGGGGAACUAUCGGUUUACUCGCACCGGUCUACACGCGAUGAUACAGCGAUUGGGCAAACUGCAGCAUUUUUAUGUAAAAAACUGCCCACUGAUUGACGACGAGUUUGUACGUGUGCUGACAAGCAGCUGCCCCCAGCUGGACACACUCGAUCUCGAAUCGUGCAAGAACGUUGGCGAUGGGUCGGCAGAAUGUCUGAGCGGUAUGCCACUGAUACGGCUUAACGUUUCCCACACGAGCAUUACGGACAAAUUCCUAAAGGCGAUCGCGAACGAACGAUGCGGAAAGACGCUGGAAGAUUUGAACGUGGGCCACUGUCCGAUUACCAGCGAUGGGCUGUCGGCAUUGUCCUGGAACACGAUAAAGUACAUUGGUUUCGAAGGAUGUAGCAUCGAGGACCUGGAAAUUGUAGGCUUUGGGAAGCAUUUGAAAUACAUCUACUGGACCAUCUCUAACUGAUAUAGCAGAGGCAGCCGGUAUUAUCAUGAACCUUCAACUACGCGAACAAUACAAAAGUGUAGCAGCACAGUGAAUAUAGCAAUAUUCCACAUAAUUUUUACUUAGAGUUAAUUAUCACCCAUGAUCUAAAUGAUUUUUUUAUGCGUUCAUUUACCGUUCAACAUAUAAGGCAAUAUAAUCCAGUGAUAGCAAAGAAUUAAGCAGACAAAAAGAAACAGUCACAAAAAUAAAAACAUGUUGACUAUUUGCUGCGGAAUGUGGAAGGAGCUAUUAUUAUACCGUGGACCAACAAAGCUAACAAACGUACGAAAGUAAUCUGCAAACUCCUGAAUGGAAAAAAGAACACGUGGAAAUUAUUCUCUAUAGAUGAUAGCUAUAUUUUAACGGAUGCUCGUCUGUAGCAUCGCUGCUAUUAUAAUCAAUUCACUACUUACACACUGAACUAUGUAUUUAGCACCCAAACGCAAACGUUAAUGGUAAUUUCACUACAUGACAGAAAUUAAACUAUUUCAAAUUACUACAAUUUAUAGCAAAACACUAGCAAAACAGAGAAGCAAUCAAUUGUAAUACUAAUGUGUAAGUUCAACCAGCACGUAACUGUUAAAAUAAUGACCCACGUAAUAGUGUAAUAGAACGGUAACCGUUUAGAAAAGGGACUCCACCCUUUUUCCCCUUACAUUCAUAUAGCACGUUUUCCCGUACGUUUAAUGCGACUAAUUACAAUAAAAUCCCUAAAACACGCGAUACGUAGCAAUGCAAACAGGAUUUUCUAAUGGACCAUUACGCAUAGUAUGAUAGUAGGUUAGCUACACGCAGGGUAAUACAACAAGCAUCGCUAGCAGUGUAAUAGCGAGACAACUAUUUUAACGAGAUAGCACGUACGGUGAUAUUGUACAAGCACUGGCCGGUAGAGUAAGAGUAAAAAUCAAAUAUAUAUGUACCCGCAUGAACAGGUAAUGUGGGUGGUCAUUAGCCUAGCGCGAAUGCUAGGGUGGUUAGGUUUUUAUGUUGCCAUUUAGAUACACAUUCUUUUUAUUACACAUAGAUACACAUAGAAUGUAUUGCAUGUUCAAACGAGAAACGACUCGUAAGAAAACACAACAGGAAUCUGA
Molecule: messenger RNA, 2014 nt
Organism: Anopheles moucheti
Lineage: Eukaryota; Metazoa; Arthropoda; Insecta; Diptera; Culicidae
Product: F-box/LRR-repeat protein 20-like
Exons: 4
Coding region: 144-902 (252 amino acids)
Biological process (GO): SCF-dependent proteasomal ubiquitin-dependent protein catabolic process
Cellular component (GO): SCF ubiquitin ligase complex
Molecular function (GO): protein binding
Source: RefSeq, a predicted model, not a curated record